CACUCUCUCUCUCUCUGAUACUGUUUUUGAUAACUAUUCCUUCCCUUAUAUAAACAAUUUUAGUGAUUUACAAUUACCAAGUCACUACUCCAUCAUUUCCUCUCACUUCCCUCUCUCUUUCUCUCAAUAUUUUUUUUUUCUUUAGCCCCAGAAGUCAGCGCUGUCCACUCUUCCUAUCUCUCUGCCUUGCCUAGUUGUUCACUCACCCAAUUGUUUCAUAUGGUUUGAGACUUGAGAGGAUAACAACUAGCAACAAUCCUACAAAAAAAAAAUAUUUUUGUUUACAAUUUUUAGGUGAGAGAACUCCGCCGUAUAUAGUGCCCUCACAAAUGACUGAUUGGGAUCUAAAUGCGGUGGUGCGUAGUUGCAAAUACUCCACCACCACCACCAACACCACUGCUGCUUUAGAAAACCCUUUCUCUUGUUUGGCUUCUCUAAAUUUUAAGGAAGAAAGUGACCCCUUUUCUUUUCCUCACUUUGUAGAGCCCAGAACCAAUGCUUUCCAAGAAUUACAAGAACUUUGCAAACCCUUUUUCCCCACCACCACCGCCGCCGCCACCACCACCUUCACCACAACAAGUCAUGGUGUCAAACCCAAUUCCUCUAUUUCUGAUCUACAACAUCGCUUACAUGGAUCCUCCUCUUUUGGUUUCCGGGGAAUCCUAGAUCAACAACGACUGCAAGGUCCUCAACAACAACAACAGCAAGUCUAUCAACAGGAAUUUCUAAAGCCUCAAGCCAGCUCUCCCAUGUCUUUACCAACCAUGCAAUCUCAGGUCCCCAGGGCAAGAAAAAGGAAGAACCAGCAGAAGAGAACAGUAAGACAUGUAACCGAAGAAAAUCUCUCUGCGGAUGUGUGGGCAUGGCGUAAGUACGGACAAAAGCCCAUCAAAGGCUCUCCAUAUCCAAGAAACUACUACCGGUGCAGUAGCACAAAAGGGUGUGCUGCAAGAAAACAAGUAGAGCGAAGCAACACUGACCCCAACACUUUCAUCGUCACCUACACAGGCGAACACACUCACCCUCGUCCCACUCAUCGAAACUCACUAGCUGGCAGUGUGCGCAAUAAAUUUAAGUCCACAGACACAGCCAAUACCAAUGGUAAUAUUGCUUCAUGCUUAUCUCCACAGUCAGCUUCAUGUCUCUCUCCCACAACACCACUGACAGUGCUUCAAACAGAUGAAGAGGCAGCCAACCAGAACAUCAACGAAGAGACUAAUAAGAUGAUAGAUGGGAACGAUAAAGAGAGUGAGGAAAUGGUUGAUGAUGAUGAUGAUGAUGAUGAUGACAUUCUGAUUCCAAACAUAGCGAUGAAUGAGGACAUCUUCAUGGGGCUUCAAGAACUUGGUUAUGGCAAUAGCCCUGGCGGAGGGUCUGGGAACAAUUUCUCCGGCGGUUCUACCCCUCGUGGAGGAGCGAGUUCGGGUUCUUCUUGGGCUCCGUGUGGAUCUGCAGCGGCCGUGGGUGGGUGUUAAGAUUUCAACACAUGACAGCAUUCUAUUGGAUCGUGUGCACAAAAGUAUUAGACUCAAGCCUUACUUCUAAAACCUUGGAUCUUUCAUAAUUUUAAUUUUUGGUUUUUUAGAAGUGGGCAUGGAAAUUUCUUGUAUAGUACUCUUUUCUGUUUAUCCUUUUUUAUCUUUUUGGCCACCAAACAAGCAUUGCAUAGAAAAAAAAAGAUGGAGGGAAUAAUCUCUUUUCAUCCAUAGGUUUCUGUUUUAAGUCCUUUUGUUAAUGUAAAAAGACAAUUAGAGUGAUGCAAUUCUAUGCUCUGCACUUUUCCUUUUA
Molecule: messenger RNA, 1788 nt
Organism: Quercus lobata
Lineage: Eukaryota; Viridiplantae; Streptophyta; Magnoliopsida; Fagales; Fagaceae
Gene: WRKY27
Product: WRKY DNA-binding protein 27
Exons: 3
Coding region: 330-1475 (381 amino acids)
Biological process (GO): regulation of DNA-templated transcription
Cellular component (GO): nucleus
Molecular function (GO): DNA-binding transcription factor activity; transcription cis-regulatory region binding
Source: RefSeq, a predicted model, not a curated record